Anopheles maculipalpis is the source of this 345-nucleotide messenger RNA. RefSeq lists its product as uncharacterized. NCBI's taxonomy places the organism in Eukaryota, Metazoa, Arthropoda, Insecta, Diptera, Culicidae. The transcript is spliced from 2 exons. Bases 37 to 345 code for a protein of 102 amino acids. The record is from RefSeq and is a predicted model, not a curated record.
UGUAAUUGCAUCACGCAGUAUACUUGAGCAGCAAUCAUGAAGAACACUACACGUUUGACGCUGUGUUGUUGUCUUAUUUUGUUGGCGAUCGCGACGCCACGCGUUUUAUCCGAUGAAGAUGAAGAGCAGGUAGCCGAAGAAGAACAGACCACACAGCCACCGGAAGGUGAAGCGGAAACGAACGAGGGCGAAGCACCGGUUACGGAGCAACAGCAGGAGGAAACGGAAGGAUUGGAAUCGAUUCAGGGCCUGUUGCCGCAGCAGAUCAACAUUCUUCUUGCACCGACGGCCUGCAAACCGGGCUAUCGUGUCGAUCAUAAGGGCAAGUGUCGCCCCUCUCUGUGA